Messenger RNA from Rotaria sordida, 2805 nucleotides. The record is from the annotation of a GenBank genome assembly. Lineage: Eukaryota; Metazoa; Rotifera; Eurotatoria; Philodinida; Philodinidae.
AUGUUCGAUCAAAAUUCUAAUAGACAAUCACCGGCUCUAAAUCGAUCAUUAAUGAUAAAUGAAAAUAAACAAAACAAUAAUGAUCAACAAUAUAUACAAUCACCAUCAAAGUCAGAAGAACAAACAACUGCAAUAUCUCAAUGUGAAGAAGCGUCUGUUUCUUGUAUAAAUGAACAAUUAAAUUCUUCAAAGAUUUUAUCAGAAGAAUUAAAUCGUCCACGUUCAAAAACAACAUCUGCAUAUACAUCUGAUACUGAGGCAUCAACAAAAAAUUCUUCUCAAGUAUCUAUAUCAGCACCAAGUAGUCUUAAUUUUUUUCAAUCAAUAAAAAAUUUAACACAUCAAGAAUUAUUUCGUGCGAAUCCAUUAGGUCUUCUUGGUAAAGAAGUUAUUUCUGUAACAGGAACAACACAUAGUCCUGAACCUAUACCACCUAAUGAUGAUGAUGAUGAUGAUGAGACAAUUAUCAAUUCAGAUAACAAUACAUUGAGAACAUUAUCUAUUUCAUCAAAUAGAUUAUCAUUAAUAAAUGAUAAUAAACCACAACAAAUACAUUUUUCAUUAAAUGAAGAAGAAAAACUUCGUAUGAUGAGACGUCGUUCAACAUUAGGAAAUAUAACUGAUGCAGUACUUCCACCAUAUCCAGUUGAAUUUAUUUCAAAUUCAAGUUCUAAUAAUAAUUUACAAUCACAUCUUUUUUCUCGACCAUCACUUAAUACAAUGGUUGCAGAUUUUAUACCAAAUACAAUGACAAUUAAUGUUUUUGAAGUUUUUAUUUAUGCAUGGGGUGUAUUUGCAUUCUUUUUUGAUAUGAUUACUGAUAUUGUUUUAGCACAUGCUUAUUAUUCAGAAGGUGCUUAUUGGCUAUUUAUAUUAACAUUAAUGUGUGUUAUUGUACCAAAUUUAACUUUAUCGAUAUUUUCACUUGUUUGGUAUAUUGAGGGUAGUCAAUUAGAAGCAGAUGCAAAUGGAAAACAAACAAUAAUACAAAAUCAUACAUCAAUAUAUGAAACAUCAUCAUCAGAUGAUAUACUUGACGAAGAUCAACAACAAAAUAAUAAUAAUAGUACAGAAUCAAUUCCAUCAAAUCAAAAACAAACUUCAUAUUAUCAAAUAAAUGAUGAAGAUCAAAAAGAUGUACAUCUAUCAGAUUUAAAACCUAAACUACAAAUAUCAGAAAAAGAUCUACGACCACAACAACAAGAUUUCGUUCAAGGAAAAUAUUUUCAAAUAUCAGCUGCAACUGCAAAUAUUUUAACAUGGAUUAUUCGAAUUAUUAUACUUAUAUUACAAUUAGAUUUAUCUGUGAAAUAUAUUCGUGGUUUAUAUUAUACAUGGAAAGGUUUUCAAAAACGUCACAAUCCAAAAUGGCAACGUUUUUAUUUAACUAAACAAAUAUUAAUUGAUGCUGAUAUUGCUUUAUUACGUGUAUUCGAUUGUUUUAUGGAUUCUGGUUCACAAGUAACAUUACAAUUAUAUAUUAUGUUACGACUUGGUUCAACAUCAAUGAAAUUUGAUACUUUAUUUUUAAAACAAACUUUAUCAAUUGUUUCAUCACUUGGUUCAUUAGCAUAUGCACUUAGUGGUUAUUCAAGAUGUUGGCGACAUAUGCAAUUAACACAUUCACCACAAGAUUGGCCAAAAGGAAAACCUGCACCACAAUUAGUAUCAUGGUGGGGUACAAUUAUUCAAUGGUUUUGGUAUUUAUUUUUGAUAACUCCAAGAGUAUUAGCACUUGCUAUGUUUGCAGCUACAUUUCGUUCAUGGUUUUGGAUUAUAAUAUUUGCACAUUGGUUUGCAAUGCUUUUUUGGAUUCUUCGUUUUCGUACAAUUUUUUGUAUUAGUGAUCAAACAACAUACAAUCCACGAGAAGCUAUUUUUGAAAAAUGUUACAAUCUUGUUUGUUCAUAUAUAUUUAUAUUUUGUUAUAUGAAUCUUCGCAAAGGUGAUACUCGUGCACAUUAUAUUGGUUUUUAUACAAUUUAUUAUAUAGAAAAUAUUGGUUUUUCAAUAAUCUAUGCAAUACAUUCAGCUGAAUCAAAUAUAGUAUUUAAAUAUUCACUUGUAACAUUUGUUUGUUGUGGUUUUUGGUUAGCUAUUUUAUUUCAAUUUCUUUAUUAUCGAUUUUUACAUCCAAGUGAUCAUGUACGUCUUAAUAUAAAACAAAAUUUAUCAUCAUUUGUACAUAUACGAACAUUACCUAUAUCAAAUCGUAUAGGAAAAUCAAAAUCAUGUGAAGAAAUAAUACAACAUAGUGAUACACAAAAUCAAAAUGAAAAUAAUGAUUUGAUUGAAACAACAUCACAAAUAGAAACUUUAAUUGAUGAACGUUGGUAUAAUCGUUUUUCAAAACGAAAUCGACAAAAACUUAUUUCACAACAACAAGCUAUUGAUGAAAAAGUUCGAAUAAAUCGAGCACAAAAACAACAUGAAGAAGCAAUUAAAAAUCAACAUGAUAUAUCAUAUGAUUUUUUAACAAGAAUAUCAACUGUAUUUAAAAGACCAACAACAAAUUCAACAUCUGCAAUAACUAAAUCUUCAAAUAAUACAACUAGUAAUAAUAAACAAUCAAAUGAUCAUCAACAAUUUUUUCAUGUUCCAUCUAUAUCAUUACCAAAAUCACAAUAUCAAGAACCUUAUACUAAAAUAAAUCAAGAUGAAGAAGAUUUUGAUAAAUCACAUGUUGCUUUUAUAUCAAGUAAACGUACACCACAAUAUCAACAACAAUUAAAAUUAUAUAAUAUUAAUGAAGAUAUACAUUUAUCAGAUGAAAAUCAAAAUAAAACAUCAUUACAAAAAAAAUAA